Nilaparvata lugens (brown planthopper) is the source of this 1435-nucleotide messenger RNA. It is a transcript of the gene Rpt5, whose product is annotated as 26S proteasome regulatory subunit 6A-A. Gene Ontology annotation, biological process: proteasome-mediated ubiquitin-dependent protein catabolic process. The record is from RefSeq and is a predicted model, not a curated record. Gene Ontology annotation, cellular component: proteasome regulatory particle, base subcomplex. Gene Ontology annotation, molecular function: proteasome-activating activity; ATP binding; ATP hydrolysis activity. Bases 176 to 1339 code for a protein of 387 amino acids. Lineage: Eukaryota; Metazoa; Arthropoda; Insecta; Hemiptera; Delphacidae. The transcript has 8 exons.
GUGAUCGAUACUGCAAUCUGGUUGACUUCAAAAUUUUUGACUAUCGACUCUUGACAGUCUCGAGCUCUCGACCUCUUCACUACAUCCAUAAAAUUUUUCUGCAUUGUAUUGUAUUCAAGAAGUAUCAGACUGUUUUGCUAAUAAAAUAAAAAAGUAACAAAUAAAAUAUAUAAUAAUGGCUAGUGGGUCUAGUGCUCCUAAAACUCUGGAAGAUAAAUCAAUUUGGGAAGAUGGAGAGGAGGCCCUUGGAGAAGAAGUUCUGCGCAUGUCCACCGAUGAAAUCAUCAGUAGAACUCGUCUGCUCGACAAUGAGAUAAAAAUUAUGAAGAGUGAAGUGAUGCACAUUACACACGAGCUGCAAGCCCAGAGUGAGAAGAUCAAGGAAAAUACUGAAAAGAUUAAAGUGAACAAAACAUUGCCUUACCUGGUAUCGAACGUCAUUGAGCUGCUAGAUGUGGAUCCUCAAGACACCGAAGAGGACGGAGCAGUUGUUGACUUAGACGCUCAGAGGAAAGGAAAGUGCGCCGUUAUAAAAACAUCAACCAGACAGUGUUUAGUAGUAAUGAACAUAAUAUUAAUUGUUAUGAGUAUUUUUUGUUUUGUUUUACAGCUAAUUGAAGCAGUUGUUCUGCCGAUGACAAUGAAAUCCAAGUUCGAGAACCUGGGCAUACAGCCUCCCAAGGGUGUUUUGCUCUAUGGACCUCCUGGCACAGGCAAAACACUGCUGGCUCGCGCAUGCGCCGCGCAGACCAAGUCGACGUUCCUGAAGCUGGCCGGUCCGCAGCUGGUGCAGAUGUUCAUAGGUGACGGCGCCAAGUUAGUGCGCGACGCGUUCGCCCUCGCCAAGGAGAAGGCGCCGGCCAUCAUAUUCAUCGACGAGCUGGACGCCAUUGGCACCAAGCGAUUCGACUCGGAGAAAGCGGGUGACCGUGAAGUGCAGCGAACCAUGUUGGAACUGCUCAACCAGCUUGAUGGGUUCAGUUCGACCGCUGAUAUCAAGGUGAUAGCAGCCACCAACCGAGUAGACAUCCUAGACCCGGCUCUGCUGAGAUCCGGGCGUCUGGACCGUAAGAUCGAGUUUCCGCACCCGAACGAGGAGGCCAGGGCCCGCAUCAUGCAGAUUCACUCGCGUAAAAUGAACGUCAGCCCCGAUGUCAACUUCGAGGAGGUGUCGCGGUCCACCGACGACUUCAACGGAGCUCAGUGCAAGGCACUCUGUGUGGAAGCCGGUAUGAUUGCACUCCGAAGAGGUGCAGUUGCAGUUACACACGAAGACUUCAUGGAUGCAAUUCUUGAAGUGCAGGCCAAAAAGAAGGCCAACCUCAACUACUAUGCUUAAAUUCAUCAGUGUUUUACGCUUAAUUUAAUUUUCUAAACUAUUAUUUCUAACGUUUUGAUUCUAAGUUGUAACAAGAUUAAAUGUAUUUCAUAGAUA